CUUCCUACCGGAUAAUAUAUUUUUUAUUUUAUCAUUUUUUUUUUAUUUCUCUUCUUAUCGGAUCACUGAACAAGUGCAGUAUCUGCGGAAAUGUCUUACUUGUAUGGGGGAUAAGGAGAACGUACUUCCUUUUGUUAGUUUGUUCAUCGAUUGAUCCGAUUAAUCUGCAGAUUAGAUAAACGAUCGAGAAUUUCUUUUGGAUUUCUUUCGUUCCGUGGGAUUUCCUUGUUUUAUCGCUUUGUUUGGAGUUAACGGGGAAUUUUAUGAGAGACAACGAGAAUUUUCACGACUUUCGCGACUAUGUGCGGCCUCUUGAUGAAAAAGUAGGCGAUAUUAACAUUGUUUCACACGUACUUUUGGGGUGAAAUGGCAUAUUUGGUUUCUGGGAGACAGGGUUGCCACCGCGACAGUUGUUUAAUAACGAGUCUCAUGUUUCCAAAGAGUUGUGCCCCAUGAAAAUUGAAUUUGAUUAAAGUUUAAUUUUAAUUUUUCCUAAUACUGGCUCGUCCACUUCAGCCAGCGUAUUCUGGUCUUCAUUAUAGUUCUCCCUUUUUAACCGUGUGACAAAAACACGGAAGUGUCGAAGGCAAUCUUUUGUGGGUUUAGUUGAAAGAAUGGAGAAUUUCUCGGACAGUUUCAAUUCUCAAAGAGAUCUUUGGAAAGUCGAACGUCAAUACGAACGUUCUUCAUUCACACCAAACUUGUUCCACUAAUUAACGUUUCUUUAAUUAUGAACGGCAGAACUUGACGAAUGAAUUCGAUAAUUGACAAUCAAAUAUUCUACAAUUAUAAAAUUAUUGGUUUAUAUAAUUAUUGCUGUAUCAAUAGCUUGCACUAGGAUUGGGGAAUGGCAGAAUUAAAUACGAUAAAUCGAUAGUUUCAUGAAAAAUGAAUGUGUAUCUAAUGUCAUUGGGAAUAAAAACGAAACCCAGGCCUUUACUUUCACGUAUGAUAGUGUCCAUGGGUAAUUCACCCGUACAGUCUCCCCAGCCGCUGACCGACCCGACGUAACGACUUCGUAACACGCCACAGGGUAUAUUCUGACCGAUUUCAAUCAGACUAGUUCUCCAUUAUUCAGUUUUAUCUUUGACGUCUGGACUUUCGAGGGGGAAAAAUCAGGAAUUAAUCUCGAAAAUUAAAUUUCGUAGUGAAGUGGUAAAAGCAGUUGAAUCACCUUAAUUUCCGGCUGAGUUGCCCGGAAAUAUCUCCGAAGCAAAGCCAGCUACCGAAAUUUAUAACACAAUUUUUCCUGUCGAUAUCCAUUCACUCUACAAAAAAGCUUGUCAUCAAAAAGUUUUCUUAUCUCUCUCAGAUUCAGAGACAUUGCCGAAAAAUAUCUGAGAGUUGAUUUAUCUUCUUUACCACCUCUCCGUGGCAUUGUUGAUUGUUUUAUCAAUAUUGACAUGGGCAACAACUAAAUCGCUGAAUCUCACGUAACUCUGUAACUGUAUGGAUGACCUAGUAUUGCAAAAACAUUCUAUUCAUCGGGUUUAAGCCAUUUUCGUGCUUGAAAAUCAUCCGACGAUUCAUUCGAUUUGAUGACGAGACAGUUUUGUCUAAUUAGAAAUUUUUUCAACAACUUGUCACUAAAUUGAUUAAUUGAGGAAGUAUUAAUUACUGAAAUACUUCAUCAUUCUGCGUCGACCAUCGUAUCCUUUUUGUCCAAUGCCCAAGGUAGAAUAAAAUGUUUAAAUGUCACAAGUUGCUCCGCACAACGGGAAAACAAUGAAUAAAAAUCACUUCUGCAACUUUCAUUUUUAAAUAUAGCGGACGGCCGUUGAUAUUCAACGGAGUGAAUACUAAAAGUUCAAUAGUUUUACGUAAGCUCUGUAAUUUCAAUUCUCGUGGAUAAAAAUGUGCGGAAAGUGGAUUAUAAAAAUGAGGGAGGAAUAAUUCAGACACGUUCACGGUUACAGAUUGCUUCACGCUCAGUGAACACGAACCGUUCUAUCGGUGCGUGUUAUCAAACAAUGUGUAUUAACGUCGUGAGUGUUAGUGGGGAAACAUAACGUAUGAGUCGUAUUUCAGUUUGAGUAAAUGUCGAUUAAAAUUUCUUGUUAAUCAUUGCUAUGGAAUUUUAUUAAAAAAUGAAAUUUCCUUUGUGUGAUGUCAGUAAUUAGUAAGGAGAUUUGCAAUGAAAGUAAUGGAGAAACGCUCAUUUUCCUUCCGGUUUCUAAUUCCCGAAUAUUAAUAAAUCAAAUCAAUAAAAGAUUAAUAAUGUUAAAUCGAUAUUUUAUGUAAUAUCCAGUUCGAUUGAUGCAAUUCUUACCAGAAAUUUUUUUUAAAGAACCUCGCGUGAAAAUCAUGCCCAUAUUAUUGAAAAUCAAUGAUUGACAUUAUUCUUCAGUGAGUCACGAUAACCAUUGAAUUAGCAUAUGUCUAAAGCCUAUCGCCUCCAACGCACAAUCGAGAAUCGUCAUGAAGGAACAAAAAAAGAAUUCGCAUUGUCUGUUAUAUGAUUUUUUAUCACUUAUGUCCUUUUGAAUGGCGGAGCUCCCUGAGUUCUUAAUUUCCCAACAUUACGAGAAUUAUAUUCUCGGUUGGAUUUGCGGUAAAUCCCCGCCUCUUAUCCGGCAAACGUAUGGAAAAAGAUACGAUGAAGGGUUGGGGGAGGGGGCAAUAGCGAAAGGCAUCAGAAAAGUAGUUUGUAUAUAUCGAGACUAUCGUGGGCGCUAGCGUGGGCCGUACACUUCUGGCCCCGAAACCAAUAUUUCUCUUGCCCCCUUCCCGAGGCUGUACCAAGAGCCAAGAAAAUUCAUUAGGCCUUUUUUCGCGAUAAUUCUCGAUAAAUGUCGAAUAAAAUUCCCAUAAAGAUAAAAGAAACCGUCUAGGAAAUCAUUUGAAUAGUGAAAGAAACAAAGGCCAUUGUAUUUCUUCAUUUAGAGAAAAAAAUUAGUGAAAAUUAUUUGUUAAAAAUUAAAAGAAAUAUGAAAACAAGCUCAACAAAAGCAGAACAUUGACAUAAAAAUCAAAACUGAUGGAUUAAAGUUCAAGUGUAAGUUAUCGGUGUAUUGUGUACCCUAUCAUCUCGUGUUAAAUCGGUCGAUAAAGACCCCCUCGUGCAAAUAAAACCAGAAAAAUAAAAACUCAUGAUGAGGUGUAGCUCAUCGUCUCGUUGCGGAGGUUGAAGGUCGAGUCGGAGGCCUGAAACACAAACCUAUUGCCGAGUAAAUGAGGACACCACGCGAAAUCCUGAGAAUAAUCAUCUCACUAUUUAAUUGCCCAAGAAUUAUCCAGUGUAACUGAUCUUUUAUUUGAAACCAGUGAAAGUUCUAUUGAUUUUUCAUUCAACAAUAAUUAGUGAAGAGCAGAUAAAUAAACAUUGGUAAUUAUCAUUGAAGAUCGUUAGACGGUUUUGCAACUCUCAUUGUUCCCGAGGAGGAAUGAAUAUGGUUGUGUCUCAUAGGGAAACAAGCAUAUCCUCGAAUAUUCGAGCGAUAAUCGAACAGUUGAAUUUGAAUCCGGUGGAGCGAAGGCGUUUGAUAGAUCGAAACUGUGAUAACGGGAGAAUCAGACCUGUUAGCUCACCAGCUAAAAUAACUAUCGGGGUUUAUGGUUCUCGAGAUAAAAAUAUUGAUGUUAAACCAAUGAUUGAUACAUACAAGAGGAAUCAAGACACGCCAAACAUAACAUUUUCCAAGGAAAAAAUCGAGGAAAAAUUGAAGGAAAAGAAUGAAAUUCCAGUGGAAAAAAAACACAAAAAGAUUAACGUGGAUGCUCUUAGGGAGAAGAAUCAGAAUACAACGACAAUUGAAAUAUUUGAAGAUGAUCCGGUCACAGAAAAUCCCCAGAUCGACAAUUGGAGAGAGAAGAGGGACGAAAAGACGAGGAUUGAAAUAAUUAGAGAUGAGGAUAAGGAAACAUUGAGGAUUGAAAUUUUGAAGGAUGCAAAUCCGGAGUCCAUUGUCACGCCGGUGACGACCCCCAGUGGAAAAGUAACCAUUGGGGUCUGGGGUCAGAAUAGGGGGGAACCGAGGGCUGAACGUCCUGGAUCCAUUGGAAAAAUUAUUUCCAAACAGGAGGUGGAUGAAGAGAAGAUAUGUGUCGUGGUAUCUAGGUCGAAGAAGCCUGAGAUGAGGCAGAGAGUACCACCGGAGGAAAAAGAUAUUAUUGAGGUUACGAGAACACAGCAGGAUGUUGUGGAGAGGAUCACAGCGACGCCAAAGGAGGAUUUACCUGAUUUGGAAAGUGCCAGCCUUAGUCACACAGCAGCCCACCACCGCAUAGCGAUUCGCCCAAAGAACCGUAGGCCUCCACGAAGGCCGAUCCCAAGUUCCACCUCCACUAUAACCAUCAUCUCUGAGAGUUCCGACAACCUGGAUAGCCUAGAGCCAAUAAUAAGUUCAACAGGGAGUUCACCAGUGGAGCCAAAGGCCCCUUCCAUCCUGCGAAAGUCCUCGAGUCGUCUGUCUAGGAAUUGCGAGCUCUUCGAGGAAUUGGAGUCAAAAUUACCGAGGAAGCCGGCAAGUGUAGUAUCGCUCUCCCCAGACAGCCUGGACUCCACAGCGCGAACGACACAAGAUACUUCAGAAAAUGAAGAGAUCAGGGAAAUGAAGCCAGUGACUCGAAGGCCCUCGAACAGAGUUUCCAAAGGAUCCGACGUGUUCGAAGAGUUGGAGUCUCGUCUCCCAAGACGAAGAUCCAUCAACAGACUGUCAAAGUCCCCAGACAGCCUCGAGAACUCAUUUUCAAAGUCCUCUGAGGGCUUCGAUAAUCUCACCGAGCAUGAAGGGGUGAAGCCAUCUGUGCGGAGACAUCAGACCUCCAUGUCCAAGUCGAGCGAGGCCUUCGACAUGAUAUCGGAGACUGUGGAGAUGCGAGCGAUGCCCAGACGACUGCCAACGGCCAUUUCCAAAUCGACCGAGGGUUUCGACAAACUCAUCGAACACAAUGAGCCUAGACCAGUGGCUAGAAGGCUCCUUCUUCCAAUAUCAAAGUCUUCUGACCUUGUUUCAAAAUCAUCGGACAGUCUGGAAGUCCUGGAGGCGCUCACCAGUGAUGACUCCAUAGAAAGGAGGCGAAGUAGCUUUGAAAUGAGACCUAGAAGGGGUGUGAAAGUCAUGUCCAUGUCAUCCGAGAAUUUCGAAAAUCUUGAGCAGGUCCAGAAGCAGAAGAGAAAUAGUGCUUCUGAUGUCAGCCUUUCACGGGGUAAGAGACACUGCCAAAUUAUUUCCAAGUCCAGCGAAAGCUUCGAGGCAAUGGAACUUAGUUUGGAUGGGAACAGGGGAGGAUUGGAUCUCGCCAAGUACGGCUGGAGGUCGGAAAAGAGGGUCUCCUCGGAGAGCUCGGAUAAUUUUGAAACCGAGGAGAAAAGCGAGAGGAAGUCGAGGCGACCGAAGAGAGUGUCCAGCUCAACCGUCAUCGAUAUCUUCCCAAGGGAUGAACUGGGGGAGGGGGAGAAGAGUUUUGGAAGGAAAUCAAGGGUCCACAAGUCAUCGGAGAGCUCGGAAUUAGGUAGCACUGAUACUCUGGAUUCUGAGAGGAGAAAUAAAUCUGACAGCACUGAGACUUUAGACAGUCUUGAAAAGGAUGAGGAACGGGAGGGACGCGAAGAAGAGAUGCUGCAUGAGGAAAAACAUGAUAAACAUGAUUCAUGGAUCAAACCAGAGUCAGAGCCAGCGACUGCAGUGACUGCGACUCCAGAGGACUCAAAGACGCCCGAGAAAAGCUACUGGCGUCAGGCAUCAGAAUCAAAAGAGAACCUCGACAUCCAUCAGCUGUUGACCCUGACAAUCGUCAGUCGCAUAUCCGACAACGGUAACAAUCAGCGGAACUCAUCUCAAUUUCCCAAGAAGAAGCUCGCUUCACCCCCAACAUCUCCCAUCAAACAAGAAGACAACAAAUUACUCUUCAACAAUCUUUUAUCGAGCAAAAACGAUGAGGAUCUCCAAAAUAUGUUAAAUGGCAAUAUAUCCGAAGUGUCGACUGAUACCAAGAGCUUCAAGGAGAAGCUCAUCAUGUUCGAAAAGUUGGGAAAAUAAAUUUCAAAUAGUUCUCAACUUGAUGUAAUUAACAAUGAGGUAAUUUACGGGGCCUCAAAAAAUGUAAGUAAAGCAUUCUUGCUAUUAUGGCGAUUAAAUAUUUCGCAAUGCAAAUUGUACAUUAAAUCAAAGUAACAUAAUUGAAAUUAUUACCAGUUAAGUGACGCCUAAUUAGUCCACGUGCUGAGCACGAGUCAAAAUUAUGUACAAAACAGAAUGAAAAACUGUCAUUCUAUUGUAUUAACCAAUCGUACUGUUCACUCUCAAUGUCAUCAUUUUGUUUUUCUACGAAUGUAAAUGUAAUGUAUGUAAUAUGUAAUUUGUGACAGAUGGAACGAUAAAGAAAUGAACGUAAGUUAUUUAAGUGCCUGUCAUCUCCAUAUCUAUUCUCAUCGUUGCCUAAAUAAAAUAACAAGUCUAUUAUCGAAUAAAAGAGACAUUUGAAAGAUUUUUUUUUUCAAAUGUAAAUGUAUAAUACUGUACCGUUUUAUCAACGUAUCGUUACUGUAAUUAUUCUCUAUCGAUGUGUAAAUAGAGAUUAGAUGAGUAGGUGACAAUUGGACUUGAAGAAACUACUGGAUUAUUUUUUGAAUUAGUAAAUUAUUAUCAAUGCGAGGGAUUAUUGGAGAAUAUGAUACUCGUGUGGUUACCCUUCUAUGAGCCAAAGACUAGAGGCUCACAGAUUUAUGGAAUAUAUUAUGUUGUUUCAAAUUCUCAGCGGGAAUGACUGUAAAUAUAAUGAAGAAUAUAUUGAAAAUGAAAAAAAAAAAUUCCAUGAGAAGCAUUUUCGCGGAAUAUUUUUUUUAAUUCUUUGGAAUAUGUGGCUGCAUGUUGGUGACGGAAUUAAUAUCUGAAAUCAAUUUCUGAAUGGUUUCAUGAUUCAGAUAGAUACUGGAUUUUUUAAGUGGCAAGAUAAUGAAUCAAAAUUAAAAAUCCUUUAUCAUAAUAACAAGAUGGUCUAGGGAAAAAUCUUAUAUCUUUUUUUGACAAUUCAUUUUUCUGUGAAAACUGUUGAUUCCUACAGAAUAAUCUCUUAGGUAUGAUCAUUUUCUCAUCGAUAAAAUCAUAAUUUGAAACAAAAAGAGCUAUUAGGCACUCAUCAGAAAGAAAAACAUAUAUAUAUAUAUAUAUAUAUAUAUAUAUAACUAUUGUACUGAAUGUUUAGGCGACGAACAAGAAAAGAAAAUAAACCCCAUUAAAUGAACAACAAUA
Messenger RNA from Diachasmimorpha longicaudata, 7193 nucleotides. RefSeq lists its product as uncharacterized. NCBI's taxonomy places the organism in Eukaryota, Metazoa, Arthropoda, Insecta, Hymenoptera, Braconidae. The record is from RefSeq and is a predicted model, not a curated record. The transcript is spliced from 4 exons. Bases 3384 to 5981 code for a protein of 865 amino acids.